This is a messenger RNA of Peromyscus leucopus (white-footed mouse), 1391 nucleotides long. RefSeq names its product protein FAM110D-like. The record is from RefSeq and is a predicted model, not a curated record. Lineage: Eukaryota; Metazoa; Chordata; Mammalia; Rodentia; Cricetidae.
GAGGCUCUUCGCUUUUCCUGUGGAGAGGACGGCUUGGCUGCCACCAAAGUUACUCCCUGGUCCCCGCUGUCCUUCUGGCCUUCAGUCUGGGCCUGCCGAGGGACCCCUGCAACUCGGUGUCUCCACACAGAGGCCGCAGGAACUCCGGAGAAUUAAUUGUUCGCUGCUUCUCAGCUACCUGCGCGUCCGUCCCUAACUGUGCAUGGAGCACUGACCUGCCCAGCUCCACUAAGAUGCUCCUGGCCUCUCCCUCCACGCCAUCGAGGGCACGGACCCCCAGCGCCGUGGAGAGGCUGGAGGCCGACAAAGCCAAGUACGUCAAGACGCAGCAGGUGAUAGUACGUCGUCAAGAGCCAGCCCUGCGAGGGGGACCAGGACCGCUGACGCCACACCCUUGCAAUGAGCUGGGGGCCUCUGCAUCACCCAGGACGCCGGGGCGCCGCCGGGGUAGCGGCAGGCGACAGCCAAGGCCUGACUCCCUCAUCUUCUACCGCCAGAAGCGGGACUGCAAGGCUUCGGUGAACAAAGAGAACGCCAAGGGCCAGGGGCUAGUACGACGCCUCUUCCUGGGCGCCUCCCGGGAUGCUGCCCCGAGCAGCCCAGGACCUACAGAGAGACCCGCGGCUCCUGCGGGCUGGGCUGGGUCCCCGGAUGCUCCGGAGGCGACAGGGAAGAGAGCGUUGUGUCCCACGUGCUCGCUGCCCCUGUCGGAGAAGGAGCGCUUCUUCAACUACUGCGGCCUGGAGCGCGCGCUGGUGGAGGUGCUGGGCGCCGAGCGCUUCUCCCCGCAGAGCUGGGGCGCCGAGCACAGCCCGCAGGUCGCCACGUCGCCGCCGCCGGGCUCCGGGGACACCAGCGAUUGGACAUCCAGCGACGGGGACGCGGGCAGCCGGGACUGUGCGGGAGGCGGCGGCGGCGGCGGCGGCGGCGGCUCGGAGGCGGCGGGGUCCGCGCGGGACGGACGCCCCUCGGUGUCAGUGGUGGAACGCAACGCGCGCGUCAUCCAGUGGUUGUACGGCUGCCAGCGCGCGCGCGCCCGCCGCGCGCGAGUCCGAGGUGUGAGCACCGCGGCCCCCGAGACGGCUCCCGGAGAGCUCGCCGCGUCCGUGCACAAACCUUCGCCUAGAUCUGGUUUCCCCAUCUGCACCCUGAGCAGGCGGGACCCCGAGGGCCAGGCGCAGACUGAGGAAAGGGGAUUUUCACACAUUUUGAAUCAGCGUCUGCAGUUGGGCCACCGGCAGGGUUUGCUGAACGAAAGGAAGCGGGACAGGGCAGUGGAGCGGGUCCUCCGGGGCUUUCUGGAAAGUUGUACCUUAAGUCUAAGGCCACCCAUCCUGUCACCUGGAGUGUCUCGGCACUUCCGUCGGAAAGAAGGCGAGGAAACCCUUUAG